AUGGACACUGAACGCCGCUCAUCUUCACCAGAAUUGGAACCCCAACCAAUCCACCGUCUUCAAGAAGCAGUAAUCAACCGAAUCGCUGCAGGAGAAAUCAUUCAUAGGCCGGCCUCAGCCCUUAAAGAACUCAUCGAGAAUAGCCUUGAUGCUGGGUCAACUUCAAUACGAGUCACUGUUAAAGAAGGUGGUAUGAAACUUCUACAAAUUCAGGAUAAUGGAAGUGGUAUACGGAAAGCAGAUCUGCCCAUUUUGGCUGAAAGAUUUACAACAUCGAAAUUAUCCACUUUCUCCGAUUUAACACGACUCACAACAUAUGGGUUUCGUGGAGAAGCUCUGGCAUCUAUUUCGCAUGUUGCCCAUUUGUCAAUCAUCACCAAGACCAAGAAAGAUGCCUGUGCUUGGAAGGCAGCCUAUUCUGACGGCUCCCUAGCUCCCAUCAAGGCAGGACAGACAGUAGAUCCAAAACCAUGUGCUGGUAAUGAUGGAACGACUAUAACAAUUGAGGACUUAUUCUACAACACUCCUACCCGCUUAUCUGCUUUGCGAAGCUCGUCCGAAGAGUAUUCUCGAAUACUCGACGUAAUGACAAGGUAUGCUGUGCAUAAUCCUAAGAUAGCUUUCGUAUGUAAGAAGGCGGGGUCACCUAGCUUAGAUCUGUCUACUCCUUCUUCUUCGGACGUUCCUCAAGCAAUACGUCUGUUAUAUAGUCAUUCAAUCGCCAAGGAGUUGCUACAUGAGUCAAUAUCGUCUACGGGUAACAGUCAACGAGACGACGACGAAAAUGACGAUAUCGAUGAUACCCCCAAGUCAUGGUCUGCUGAUGUCCAUUUUACGAACGCGAACUAUCAGGCCAAGAAAAUGGUGUUUUUGUUGUUCAUAAACCACCGACUUGUUGAAUCUUCACGUAUCAAAAGAAGCAUCGAAUCAGUUUACAGUGGUGUCCUCCCAAAAGGUGCUUCACCGUUUGUUUAUUUGAGCCUGGAAAUUGACCCGCGUUCUGUGGACGUCAAUGUCCAUCCAACUAAACGAGAAGUUCAUUUCCUCGAUGAAGAAGCUAUAAUGGAAAAAAUAGCAGAUGCCAUUCAGAAAACACUAGCCGGCCAGAGUCAGUCUAGAAUUUUCGAGUACCAGGUAAUCUCAUCCAGUCGUUUGGGAGAGCCGAAGAAGAAAAUUUCGUCUCAACACAAGGUUCGCACGUCCUUACAAGAUCGCACACUGGAUUCCAUGUUUCCGAUCGCCGACCCACUAAUAUUGGACGACCCACUGGCCAGUACUGACCAUAACAGCCCUAGUACUAGUGCUGUUAAGGUCGCAGAAAUCAAAGAGUCUGCUGUUGCUCUGUGUUCUGUGCAGACACUGAGACAGGCAGUAGUCACAGGAAAACAUCAUCAAUUGACCGAGAUUAUCGGGAAGCACACGUUUGUUGGUUUUGUUGACCUUCCUCGCUGCCUUUCCCUCGUUCAACAUUCUACGAAGUUAUAUUUGGUAAACUAUGGAGCCCUUGCAGAAGAACUCUUUUAUCAACUGGGUUUGCGGCAGUUUGCUAAUUUUGGAAAAUUGAAACUGGAUCCUCCACCCCCAUUAAGAACAUUGGUAUCGCUUGCAGUCGACAACGAGGAAGGGAUUGAGAAUAGCCGUUUGACUAAAAGUCAGAUAGUUGACCAUAUAGUGGAGAUAUUGAUGAGACAUAGAGACAUGCUUGCAGAGUACUUUCAACUGCAUUUUGACACGGAAGGAAUGGUCGUGUGUCUCCCUCUUCUUCUGAGAGAUUACACGCCCAAUCUCGACAAGCUUCCGCUGUUUCUCAUGCGGCUUGGUGCUCAGGUUCGGUGGGGCUCCGAAAGUGAAUGUUUCAUCUCAUUUUUACGCGAGCUAGCUUAUUUCUAUUCCCCUGGACCGCUUCCUGUCACCCCUACCCACGAUUCGGAAGGUCCGAGCGACCAGAAUGAGGCACGAGAGAAGUCAGCUAAAUGGCAAAUUCAAUAUAUCUUGUUUCCGACGAUGAGGCGUUACCUUUCACCGCCGAAGUAUCUGUUGGAUAGAGAUGUUGUUCAAGUAGCGAGCCUUCCUGAUCUUUACCGCGUAUUCGAGAGGUGCUAG
Messenger RNA from Serpula lacrymans var. lacrymans S7.9, 2103 nucleotides. RefSeq lists its product as uncharacterized. The record is from RefSeq and is a predicted model, not a curated record. Gene Ontology annotation, biological process: mismatch repair. Gene Ontology annotation, molecular function: ATP hydrolysis activity; ATP-dependent DNA damage sensor activity; ATP binding. Gene Ontology annotation, cellular component: MutLalpha complex. The coding region runs from base 1 to 2103 and encodes 700 amino acids. The transcript is spliced from 13 exons. NCBI's taxonomy places the organism in Eukaryota, Fungi, Basidiomycota, Agaricomycetes, Boletales, Serpulaceae.